Chondrus crispus (carragheen) is the source of this 1098-nucleotide messenger RNA. RefSeq lists its product as hypothetical. Gene Ontology annotation, cellular component: plasma membrane. The transcript has 2 exons. NCBI's taxonomy places the organism in Eukaryota, Rhodophyta, Florideophyceae, Gigartinales, Gigartinaceae. The record is from RefSeq and is a predicted model, not a curated record. The coding region runs from base 1 to 801 and encodes 266 amino acids.
AUGCUCUCCCGCUUCGCUCAUCUACGAGCUCUUUCGCGAUCUCGCGUCCUGACUACACGCGCGAAUGGAUCUUCUCGAAUUCUAUCCUCCAAUGAGCGAUCAGCUUCAACGUCCCCGAUCUCUCAUGAGCUGCCAGUUGACUCUCUUCCUCGUUUUCCGACGCUCUCCACGCCCGGUGGCUUGCGCGCUCUAGACUAUGUCGGCACGCUCUCAUUUGCUCACACAGGCGCACUACUUGCAGCCACUUCUGGUAUGGACGCCUUGGGCACAUGCGUAGUGGGUACUAUCACCGCGGUUGGCGGCGGCACCAUUCGGGACGCCGUCAUCCUCAACGCGCGCCCAUUCUGGACCGAGGAGCCCGAGUAUUUGUAUCUUUGUCUACUCGCGAGUGGCUUGACAUUUGCGAUGUGGCCGCGUGAGAAAGAGGACAAUAGCGCGCUACAUUUCGUGACGGAUUCUGCGGGCGUUGCAGCUUUCGCGGUGAUCGGGGCCCAAAAUGGGGUACGCGCAGGUGUGCCAGCGAUUGUGAGCGUGGUGUGCGGGAUGGCGACAGCGACUUUUGGCGGGGCUGUUCGUGAUGUGCUGUGCAAUCGCAAGGUGAGAAUUUUGCACUCGCACGCCGAGGUGUAUGCCACAACGGCUGCGAUGGGGGCAAUAUCUUAUCUUGGAAUGAGACGAAUGGGUGCCGGAGUGAGAGCACGGGUCGGGACGGGUCUCGUGGUGGCGUUUGCGGGACGGUGCUUCGCGUGGAGAUAUGGGACGAGAUUGCCUGUGUGGCAGUCGCGUAGCGAGACAGCGUGACCAACGAGACUGUCAUGUGGACAAGCCUUUGUUUUGUGAUGUCCAUUCUGGUUGAGGGCCCGAAGUUCGUGGUGGCAUGAAGUUCGUGGUGGCAUGAAGUUCGUGGUGGCAUGAAGUUCGUGCCAGAACUCAGUGCCAGAACUCAGUGCCAGAACUCAGUGCCAGAACUCAGUGAGAGUACCAUACAUCUUAGUGGACAUGGGUGGAUGAUCACAGGUUGAUGGUAACCUUCAGUAGUGUGUGUGCAAUAGGUUUUGAGUGAAGAUGAUGGUCUCACUGUGCAGUGACGGCAGGUAA